UCCUUUCGAGGGCUUAUGCAAAGUCUUAACCUCGAUGAGAAUCAAUUCAAAAAUUACGAUAUCGAGUUUGAAACCCUUAGCUUCCCACAAUUGUCGGCAGUUAAAAGUGAAAUGGAGUCACAAUUGGGUAUAUUAUUUGAUAUAUUGAAAAACAAGUAUGGUGCAGAUAUGGACACUGCCUUGUUGAGUGGUGACGGGUACCCGAGAAACGAUAUCGACGUGGUCAGUAUAAGGUUGAUUCGAGUGAAAGUGAUUAGAUUAAGAAAUGACUACAAGAAAGUACUUGAGCUUCUUGAAAAGAAGCUUGUUGAACAAUUGGGCAGAUCCAGUACAGCACAAGUAGAGAAUGAGAUCCGUGUUCCGGAAACACCCCCUUUAAUUCCAUUUGCACUUGUUAAAGAAGUUGCAUUUGAAAGCCCUGCUUUCAACUCUGGAUUGGAAGAAGGUGACAAGAUAAUCCUUUUCGAUAACGAUAUUCACGUUCGAAACCACGAUAAGUUGGCAAGUAUCUCCCGCAGGGUAUCAAACAGAAUAGAUCAACCGAUAAAAGUUGAAAUAUUAAGAAAUGAACAACAACAAUCGUUAGAGCUAACCCCCACCAAUAACUGGAAUGGUAGAGGAGUCCUUGGAUGUCGUAUUAUCCCGUUAUAGUACACUAGCAUGUAUUAUUUAUUUAACCUAUAUAUGUCAUGUCUAAUAUACAAUUUCUUAACCUCCAUGUAAAGUACUGGUGAAGGUGAAAACGUCCCCACUUUCAAUCACAUAGUCCUCGCCACCUUCUAAUUCCCAAUCGGUAUCAUUGAUAAGCACCAAUAUCCCUGGGCGAACGGUGUCAUCUUCAAUGAAAACAGGAAUGUCUUUUGGAUCGGUGAUGAUGGUGUUGGUGAUAUAGUCAACCAAAUCUUUCAAUGUGGCCUCACCUUCUUCCAACGGAACA
Messenger RNA from Hyphopichia burtonii NRRL Y-1933, 937 nucleotides. RefSeq lists its product as uncharacterized. Bases 16 to 651 code for a protein of 211 amino acids. Gene Ontology annotation, molecular function: protein binding. The transcript has a single exon. Gene Ontology annotation, cellular component: cytoplasm; nucleus. NCBI's taxonomy places the organism in Eukaryota, Fungi, Ascomycota, Pichiomycetes, Serinales, Debaryomycetaceae. Gene Ontology annotation, biological process: proteasome regulatory particle assembly. The record is from RefSeq and is a predicted model, not a curated record.